CGGCGGGGAGCGGCGCGGCGGCGGCGGCGGCGCGGCCGCGGGAAGAUGUCGGCGAGCCAGCCGCAGUCGGGAAGAGGUGUGCCUUGUUUACGCUGCAGAGGGAUGUGCAUGGGCUUCGAGCCACAUUCCUGGAGGAAGAUCUGCAAGUCGUGCAAGUGCAGCCAGGAGGAUCACAGCCUGAGCUCGGACGUGGAGGACGACCGCAAGAUCGGGCGGCUGCUGUCGGGCUCCAGGUACGCGGCGCUCACGGCCCGCAGCAAGGCGGGCGACGGCGGCCGCAUCUACAAACGCAACCGCAUGAUCGUCACCAACCCCAUCGUGUCGCGCAAGGACCCCACCUUCGACACCGUCACCUACGAGUGGGCGCCGCCGGGGCUCACGCAGAAGCUGGCCAUGCAGUACAUGGAGCUGAUUCCCAAGGAGAUGCAGCCGGUGGCGGGCACGGAGGGCGCCUGCUACCGCCGGCGGCAGCUGAUGCGGCAGCUCCCGCUCUACGACCAGGACCCGGCGCAGUGCCGCGGCCUCGCCGAGCCCGAGCUGAAGCUGAUGGAAGACUUUGUGAAGAAGUACAAAGCCGAAGCGCUGGGUGUCGGGGAGGUGGCUCUGCCGGGCCAGGGCGGCAGCGGCAAGGAGGAGGAGAAGCCCCAGGACAAGAGCGUGGCCGCCGACAAACCCGCCGAGGCCACCAACGGCGCCCUGGAGACCGCGCCUGCCGGAGGCGUCUACCGCUGCGACACGUGCAAGCAGGCGGUGCCCGGGGACUGCCCGGUGGUGUACGCGGAGCGCGCCGGCUACUCGCGCCAGUGGCACCCGGCCUGCUUCGUGUGCUGCCGCUGCGCCGAGCCCCUCGUCGACCUCAUCUACUUCUGGAAGAGCGGCGCGGCCUGGUGCGGGCGGCACUACUGCGAGAGCCUGCGGCCGCGCUGCGCCGGCUGCGACGAGAUCAUCUUCUCGGAGGACUACCAGCAGGCAGAGGGGAUGGCCUGGCACACGAAGCACUUUGCCUGCCUGGAGUGCGAGACGCUGCUGACGGGCAAACCCUACUCCCUGGAGAACAGCAGCCUCCUGUGCGUGACCUGCAGCAAGAGCAAGCGGCUGUGAGCGGGGAGCGGCUCCAAGGGCAGCCACAGCGAGCUGGAGAGGGGAAGGUUACACUUAGAGCCUGGCUGUUCACCUGCAAGCGACCCGCUGCUCCCUUGCAUCCCGUACGGCUUGCAGGAGAACAUUUCCCUGGGGAGGGCGCGAAGGAAGCUCGUUGAGCUGUGGGUGGGAGGUCUGCAGCACGUCUGACCACGAGGGACUGAAAAGGGGACUCUGUGUUGUGCUGGGCUUUUUAUAAAGUCUCUCCAGUCUUCUGGUGACUAAGGCCUUGCAGUAGUCUUUUGGAAAUAACGCAUCUCAAAAGUAAGUUGUGGCUACCAAGCCUGCAGCCAUGGCGCAGGCUGGGGAUUGUUCCUCUUGUUUGGAAUCCGUGCUGGAAGUCGCCUGACAGGCUGGUGAGGGCUGUGCUAAAGCAUUGGGUUUGGAGGCUUUGAUUAACCCAGGUGAUUGCUUUCCAAAAGCAGACUAUAUAACGUUUCAGCAACAUGUAGCUGUAGCUUCUUCCUCGGUGUACAGUGAGUUGACAGCCGGUGACUGCUGUAACCUGUGGGGUGGGAAGGGUGCAGCUCUGCCCCGGGGCAGCUGCCUGGCUCAGCCCAUCUGCGCUUCAGCCCUGGAACUGGAAUGCCAAAGCUGGCAGGUCCCAGCCCCCACAGCCUCCUGCUUGCCUCCCACUGCUGGCUCUUGCAGGCCAGCCUGUUUCCACAGAGCAUCAUUGUGUUCCCAGCACACUGCAGGUCGUUAAGUGUUAGAGCAGGAGCCUUGAUUUCGACUGGGUUUGACCAGGAAUUUUAUGUCUUGGGGAGGAGUGUGUCUGAAAUGCUGCAGUGCCAGUUUUCCCUGUAAUAUGUCAAUGAUCUCCUCCAAGUACCAGGGAGCCAGACUUCAGCCUGGGCUCUGCCCUGUGCCUCAUCCCACAGCUCUCCUGUCCCUCAGGGAGGUGCCCAUCGCCCUUUGGACCUGGUAGGGGUGACACCACCCUGGGAUCUGGGUCUCUGCAGAUAGUGUUUGGUCCCUACAUCAGGAAAUGCUUCCUAUAGUCACUGAAAAUACCAGAUAGUCUGGGCUUGGUCUUUUUCCUGAUACUAAAUGUCUAUGUUACUUGCCAGAGAACUGGAAUACGUUUUGCAGAGGUGAGUGAGCAAAGAGUUUGCUUGCUGCUCUUUCUGCUACAGAAGCCGCUGGUUUCUCUUUAAAGCACGCUCCAUGCUGUGGAUGUUUGCUUGCUUAGGAUAAAACAACCUGCAGCUGAGAGUUAGGGGAGUCUGUAGGGGCUGCAGGGUCAGAACGAGCAGCUGCUGCCCAGGCUGUGCCAUGGGCUUGGCGAGGAGAGGAGAGCCCAGUCCAUCCCUGUCCAAGUAGGUGAGACUGAUGCAAAGACACGCUGAGUGGGGUGUGAGUGCCUGCUGUGCCUUGCCUAGCCCCAUGCUGCUGUGCUUGGCACUCCUGGAAGCACUGGGGUGUUCAUAGUGACUGAAAUGCUGCUGCUGCAGCCGGGCAGGAGAGUCCCGAGGGGCUGUGGCAGCUGGGGGGCAGGGGAGGUGGCUGAGCAGGUACCUCUGUGCUCGGGUCCUUUGUCUAUCUCAGGUUAGUCAAGGGCUGUGCUGAGUGCCUGGGGGUGUUGCAUCUGGAAACUUGGAUUCUGCAACCCAGAGAGGAUGUGUAGGCCUGGAGUUCUGCUAGGAAUGCUAAAGCUCCCUUGGAUGCAGGCACUGCGGUUGUAAGUGAAGUGGGAAUGAAAAAUAAAGCCCUGUGCUUAGCUCUA
This is a messenger RNA of Colius striatus (speckled mousebird), 2866 nucleotides long. RefSeq names its product LIM and cysteine rich domains 1 (gene LMCD1). NCBI's taxonomy places the organism in Eukaryota, Metazoa, Chordata, Aves, Coliiformes, Coliidae. The transcript is spliced from 6 exons. The record is from RefSeq and is a predicted model, not a curated record. The coding region runs from base 46 to 1101 and encodes 351 amino acids. Gene Ontology annotation, molecular function: zinc ion binding.